Gadus macrocephalus (Pacific cod) is the source of this 5028-nucleotide messenger RNA. RefSeq names its product glutaminase kidney isoform, mitochondrial-like. Gene Ontology annotation, biological process: L-glutamine catabolic process. Gene Ontology annotation, molecular function: glutaminase activity; protein binding. The transcript has 15 exons. The record is from RefSeq and is a predicted model, not a curated record. NCBI's taxonomy places the organism in Eukaryota, Metazoa, Chordata, Actinopteri, Gadiformes, Gadidae. Bases 132 to 1832 code for a protein of 566 amino acids.
AUUUUAAGAAGACGAAGCCUGAAUGUGACUCAUUGCUUCGUGACAACUAGCAAGAGCUCGGUCGGAUCUGUACUUCCUCUGCCGUAUCCCAUCGCUACUGGAAUCAAGGUUUCUCUUUUGAUCGGAUUGAGAUGUUACAUUUUAGGCGUUCAACACUGCUGAAGGAGUUGUUUCACACCAAUCUCAAGCGCCCGGCGGCCGUUUCAAGAAACAAAUCGUGGUUGCCGAGCCACAAUUGUGUCGCUGCCGCUUCAUUCGAUGCCAAAGUCGUCUCUACCCUCAAGGUCCUUCAUGCCGACGUACACCGCCCUUUGCUGAGCGGCGGCGCGUCAUGGAACACCCGGUCGUAUUGCGUUAAAUCCGAGGGCGCAGUGACGCCGGACGAGCCAGGGAAGAAGGACGAUGUCACCACCGGAGCGACGGGCGAUAAGAGAAGAAAUGCGGGCAUUCUUCCUAGUCUGGAGGACCUGCUCUUCUACACCAUCGCAGAAGGUCAGGAGAAGAUCCCAGCACACAAGUUCAUUGCAGCCCUGAAAACCACGGGGCUGCGCACGGGAGACCCGCGGCUGAAAGAAUGCAUGGCCACGCUGAAGGAAACGCUGAAGAACACCUCGGACGGCGUCAUGCUCGACAGACACCUCUUCAAGAAGUGUGUGCAGAGCAACAUCGUGCUGCUCACCCAGGCCUUCCGAAAGAAGUUUGUCAUCCCAGACUUCCCCACGUUUGCCUCCCAUAUCGACGAGCUGUACGAGAGCGCCAAGAAGCUGGACGAAGGACAGGUUGCAGACUACAUUCCCCAGCUCGCGAAAUUCAACCCUGACCUUUGGGCUGUGUCUCUGUGCACAGUGGAUGGACAGAGACAUACGGUGGGCGACACCAAGGUCCCCUUCUGCCUGCAGUCGUGCGUCAAGCCCCUGAAGUACGCCAUCGCCGUGCACGACCACGGCACAGACUACGUGCACAGCUUCAUCGGGAAGGAGCCCAGCGGGCUGCGCUUCAACAAGCUCUUCCUGGACGAGGAAGAUAAGCCCCACAACCCAAUGGUGAACGCCGGUGCCAUUGUUUGCACGUCCCUGAUAAAGCAAGGCGCAAGCAACGCAGAGAAAUUUGACUAUGUGAUGGACUUUCUGAACAAGAUGGCCGGAAAUGAGUAUGUUGGCUUCAGCAACGCAACAUUCCAGUCCGAGCGUGAGUCAGGAGACAGGAAUUUCGCCAUUGGUUACUACCUGAAAGAGAAGAAGUGUUUUCCAGAAGGGACCGACAUGACAUCCAUUCUGGACUUCUACUUCCAGCUGUGCUCCAUUGAGGUGACCUGUGAGAGCGCCAGUGUCAUGGCGGCCACGCUGGCCAACGGCGGCUUCUGUCCAAUCACGGGCGAGCGUGUGCUGAGCCCCGAGUCUGUCAGGGACACGCUGAGCCUCAUGCACUCCUGCGGCAUGUACGACUUCUCGGGCCAGUUCGCCUUCCACGUGGGUCUACCGGCCAAAUCUGGAGUGGCCGGGGGGAUCCUUCUGGUUGUGCCCAACGUGAUGGGCAUCAUGUGCUGGUCGCCGCCCCUGGAUAAACUGGGAAACUCUGUCCGGGGAAUCCAGUUUUGCACAGACCUGGUGGAACUCUUCAACUUCCACAACUACGACAACCUGAGGCACUUUGCCAAGAAGCACGACCCCCGCAGGGAGGGAGGGGACCAGCGGCUGCCUCCCUUCGGACCCAUGGAUUACGAGAGCCUGCAGCAGGAGCUAGCUCUCAACGCUCCCCUCUGGAAAAAGAUCUGCCCUACUGAGUCCAACCAGGACAGCUCCACCACUAUAGUGUAUAGGCUGGACAGCUAGGACCCUCCUCCCCCAUGUCCCUUUACCUCCCCUCCUGUAUCCCAUCUCCCCCUCCCUCACCCUCUGCCUAUCCCUCUCCUCCUCCCCUCCUCCCCAUGCCUGCGGUUUUGAGAUAUUUAUGUAAAUUAUAGAAAAAAAAAGUUAUUUAUUGCGUUUAAAUAGGGGAAGAUGUGGUGACUGUUUAUAUCUCUGUUUUUAAUUUCCUUUCCUUAUUAUUUUAUUUUAUUUUUUACCAAAGAACAUUUCUGUUCAGGGUUGCUAUGGACUCAAAGUUGGAAUAGCCUGUUGCCUUAAAAGGGGGAGGAACUGUUUCUCUUGGACUGGGGCGUAGCUGUUGAGAUGUUACACACCAUCAUGUGGUCUUUCUCCUCUCCGACUGGUCAAUCUGUUCACAUUUGUUAGGUUCAAUAUAUUUAACUGACCUCACCUCACUGGAUAAAUGGAAUGGACACACACAAUUCAAUUGUGUGUGUAUGUGUGGCAAGGCACACCUGGUCGUCUUCAGUCUUAUCACGUCAAAAUCCCGGUGCUUUAAAGGAUUGUGUUUCCCAAUAUCACUUUCGUAUCGGCGAACAAUGCAGAUUGGAGUCACUCAAUGCAGUGAAGUUGUGUUCAUGUAGUCACUGUUUGUAUUGCCAUUUGUUAGCAGAGUCCAAAUCAGGAAUUGAGGCAGUCAUUUUUAGAAAUCAUUGAAUUAGAAAUCAGAUUUUAAGGUUAAGGACCCCGAAGAAACAGUCAGAGUUCUGUUGAGCCAUCGCUGAAGACGAAAGCCAAAGCAAACGGCAUCCAAAUGUGGGUGACGAUAUUUUGAAUUUUUGUUCCAGUAGAGACCGAGUCCUAUUUGAAGAGCUCCCUGUUAUGUGCCCUGUUCAAAUAACUUGAUUUUUAGUUCCUACCAUUCAGUUUUUGGUGUCAAGCUUCCAAUAUAAGGCAAAAUUCAGACUAUGUAUGCUUUGGUUAUAAGGGUUAGAUAAAGCUCUAUAUGAAAUUCCGAGCCCCAUCGUCAAUUCACAUUCCAACAUUUGUUCCUUUCCGGUCCACAACCAGGAGCUCAGAAAGGCAGUGAAAACCGAUGUUUGGCUAAACCGUUUACCCCUGGGCCGUGUCUGUAAUCUGUAUUAGGAUUAUCAUUAAUGAUAGUUUUGGGAUCAUUUUGGGAUUGAGACAUGGGCGGAAGCGUUGACUCAUAAAACCCUGACACAGACCGAAGCAGGAAUACUGCCAGGGGCUCGGAUAACACUAAGGGAACCCAGAGAUGGGAGACUGUCCCCUAGCUUCUUGGCCCCGUUGUCUCCCCUUGUGGCCUAGUCCCUUCCCAGGGUCAGUUGGCAGUGUGGAUGGCUAGCUCACCAUCCCACACUGAGCUUCUGUUUUAAAGAGACUUAUAACAAGAGAGAAUUCAAAUGAAGUCACUGCUUUGGAGCUUUAGGUUCAAUGCUAUUGUAGUUAAGGAUUGUGUGUGUAUAUGAAUGGACGGGCGUGGCUGCGGUAGAAGAAUGGAUCCUUUUGUAAAGUAGCUUGCUUUACCUGUGCCGGAUCUGAAAGUCACGCAGGUUUGUUUUUAAUGUUCAUGUGGUGCUUUUAACAUUGCAUAAAUAUGUACUUUGUUAAGAACUCAAUAUAUCUCUAUCUCUAUAAGGACGGUGUUACAGGUGUGUGUGUGUGUGUGUGUGUGUGUGUGUGUGUGUGUGUGUGUGUGUGUGUGUGUGUGUGUGUGUGUGUGUGUGUGUGUGUGUGUGUGUGUGUGUGUGUGUGUGUGUGUGUGUGUGUGUGUGUGUGUGUGUGUGUGUGUGCUUUUUAAGUAUUUCAUUUGAAGUCGGGGCAGGAUUGUCAAAAACUGACCAAAAAUAUGAAAUCGUGACAUGUAAUUAUUACACAUCUCUCACAUAUUAUUUACCAAACUUAGCUCGGGCAAACUUGAACUUUUUCAGUGGAACAGCAGAUUAAAUGUGUUUUUACUUGGUUAUUUAGUAAAAGCUUUCAUCUACAGCGACUUACAGUGGGUUCAGUUACAUUAAGGAGGCGGUAGGGAUCUAGAAUUGUUAAGGGUAAGAUGCAGAGAUCGGGAUGGAACCCAGAAACUGUUGAAGCCGGCUGUGAGUUAAAGAAGCACUUGUCUAGCCCCACUCUGCAUUUUUAAUCUUUGCCGGACCUUUGAAACAGUUGGUGUUGUGCUGGGGAUAUUUAGCUUUUUGUCUAUCUGCCACGGUCAAAGACUAUAUUUAUCUUGAAAGCUAUUUUUACUCCUGUUUUGUGACGCGGUUGAACUUUCUGUCUUAAAUAUGACUUGUACUGACAUUUAUUUUAUUUUUUCAUUAAACUGUCAUUAUUGGGUGGUGGUACAAUGCAUUCAAACACUCCCGUCUUCAGUCUAUGAAGAAGCAUUGUAUUCUGGACCUAAAGACUCAAUGCUUUCUUUGUUAUAUCUUGGCAAAAUAUAUACAAAGAGUAUUUGAUUUUUGGCUCCAUAUAAAGUAAAGUUAUGUAGAAUGGUAGGAGGGCUAUUGGUGAAUAGCACCAUUAUCUUAACCAAGCUGGAAACAUACUUCAUCGAGUAAACCGAAUUGACACUUUAAUGCACAAAAAUCAAUCCUACCUCCAAUUAUAUACACACUUACUGGUUCUCACCUGAAAAUGUGCUGAUUGCUCCAACAACACUGAUAAGGUUGGGCCUUUGAACGCAGUACCACUUUAACCAUUCUAUAUCAAUUUGCAUGGUGUCAUUUGUCUGAAUCCUUGUGCACAAACACACACUUUUGAUUUCCAUUGUGUCCAUUGCAUGCUUUUCUGUAUGAUUUGAUGGAAUAUGUUAUGAUUCCAUGUUGUCUCGAUCAUGUUACAACUGUCACUUUUGCCCUUUUUUUUUUUGCUUAAAUUCUGAUAUCAACAUCUGGUGACAUUGAAUUGGGUGUUUCUCUGAAUCUUUGGUCUAAUGAGAGUUGAUUAUCAUGACAUUUUUUUAAUGUGCCUUUUCCUGUAACAGUCAACUUUGUUUGUAAAGGGUAGUUGACAGCAAAUUCCGAAUGUGAUGUACUUUAAGGAAACAUUUAGAUGUUUACAGUUUUUAAAACUUAUGCACCAACAGAUGGCCACCAAUGGGUGGAAACAAGGCAGAGAGUUCAAACUAAGAGUUUUCUGCCUCCUUUUUCCAUGUACCAAAUACACCAAAUAAAAAACUAUUAUCAACACAUAUAAA